Malania oleifera is the source of this 1259-nucleotide messenger RNA. RefSeq names its product mediator of RNA polymerase II transcription subunit 20a-like. The transcript has 5 exons. NCBI's taxonomy places the organism in Eukaryota, Viridiplantae, Streptophyta, Magnoliopsida, Santalales, Ximeniaceae. Gene Ontology annotation, biological process: regulation of transcription by RNA polymerase II. Bases 179 to 847 code for a protein of 222 amino acids. Gene Ontology annotation, molecular function: transcription coactivator activity. The record is from RefSeq and is a predicted model, not a curated record. Gene Ontology annotation, cellular component: mediator complex.
UUUCUCAUGAUUUCAAUUAGCGCAUUAAUGCCAUUGACCUAGCAUAAUCCUAGAUUUUUGAUUGUUUCUGUUUUAUACGAUCACCAGUACUGCAAACUGGAAGGAGUCAAGGAGACUUCCCUUUUCAAGCAGGGCAUUUCCAUGGAUAUUGAAUGAAAUACAAAGAACUUGUUGAAAGAUGCCCCUCAAAUGGGUUUUGCACUGGCAACCCAAUGCGGGAACAACAGUGAACAGUCAAAUUCUCACCGAAGUGUCUCAGUGCGUUGAGAGCUUCAAUGGCGCCAAGGAAGGAAGGUGGAAAGCUACCCUCACCUUCUACAGACCCAUGGUACGAGAACCGGCAUUAGCGAAUGAGUUUCCGCGUGAUUUUAUGGGGAUUUUGCUUCCGGAGCAGCCGAAGAAAUACUACUUCGUACUACGUGGGCAGCGGAUCGUUCUUGAAGCGGAUUUGACAAUUCAGACGAUAAUGGAGAAGUUACAAUCUUACAAAUCGAGGGUUUCUCUUAAUUUCGAGGGGUUUCAAUACCAACUUGGUGACUUCCAACUGAAGGUGGGCAAGGUCGUGCCUGUGAACUCUGAAAGUUUGAGGGGAAUAGUUAUGGAGGUGGAGUACCUUCCCAUAUCUUCUUUGGAUAAAUCCAGGCAAAUCAUGGAAGAGUUUGUUGAUAUAUGGCAAGAAGCUGUGUCAAAACGAUCAUUGCCAGGUCAUUUUAUGCACAUAGAACCAAACUUUGCAGAGUAUGGCCUUGCUGACCUCUACACUUCCCAACACACAGCUGUUCAGUAUGCUACGGUCAUGGCUCAACUGAUUGCAACAGUGCAAUCGGUACAGCAAGUGAGAAAUUAAAUGAGAAAGAGAACAGUCCGCUGCUUUCUGUCCUUUAUAUCUGAUUUUUCCUAGUAAAAACUUGAUGUCUGCAGUUCCUGCUAGUACAUUGUGUGAAUCCUGAUGUCUUUUGGAUUGAAUAGAUGACACCUAUAAAUCUUUUUCUUUUGUGUAUAACUGAUGCAUUAAAAAAGAAAUAGUUGCAUAAAUCCUUGUUUUCUUUGGGUUGUAAGCUAUGAGAUCCUGCUGCAAGGCUGUAGAGACAAGAAAAUCGGCAUAAAUAUGUAUGAAUGGCUUGCGGCAGGAUACCUCAUUACUCAUCUGUAAUUAAACACAAAUAGGGAACAGAGCUUCAAACAGCAGCAAGAUUCCCAACACAGCCAGAGUUUGGUGCUUCUGAGCACCACCUAUUUAUAAAUUUCUUUAACUAUUA